Myxocyprinus asiaticus (Chinese sucker) is the source of this 2454-nucleotide messenger RNA. Its product is annotated as myosin light chain kinase, smooth muscle-like. Gene Ontology annotation, molecular function: protein binding; protein kinase activity; ATP binding. The transcript is spliced from 15 exons. Lineage: Eukaryota; Metazoa; Chordata; Actinopteri; Cypriniformes; Catostomidae. Gene Ontology annotation, biological process: protein phosphorylation. The record is from RefSeq and is a predicted model, not a curated record. The coding region runs from base 16 to 2253 and encodes 745 amino acids.
UUUUGUGGUCCACAGAUGACAGAAAGUCAAACAGGUGUGGAACAACAUGAGGACUAUGAAACGAUUCUUGGGGUCAAUAACAAUACCACACACAACUCUCAUCCUCUUAAUUCCGCUAAUCCACACACUUCUAACGUGGUAAAUGGGGGUUUAAACUCACCUCAGAACAUUCCAGAUGACAUCAGUGUAUUCAGAGGCCCACAGUCACCUGUGACCCCCCAGACAGGACAACCUGUAACAUGUUCCCCAACACAAAAGAAAGAAGUGCUUGUCAAAAGGAGGAGCAGCUCAGGUACAGCACCGCCUUUGCAGUUUGUAUCUCCAUUAGAUCGGCUGGAGAUCCGUGUUGGAGAGACAGCCCAACUGACCUGUGCAUUCAAAGGCAGCUCUCCAGUAGUGUCCUGCUGGAUCCGUAACAAAGAGGAGGUGUUGGAAGGCUCCAGGUUUCGUAUAGAGAGCUGUGAUCAGAGCAGUUCCCUGGUGAUCUCUGAAGCUUUGCCUGAGGACUCUGGACGUUAUACUAUAUUUGUGCGAGAUCGCAAAAGCUCCGCCCAACACACAGUGACCGUAUGUGUUAUUGACCGGCCCCAGCCACCUGCCUCCUGUCCUGUGGCGUGUGUUCUCUCCCCUCUCUCUCUGGUGUUGUCCUGGUCAGGUCCUUGUUACGAUGGAGGAAGUGCUGUAACAGGAUACGUGGUCGAGGUUCGGUCACAAAGCCUUGGUGAGACUGACUACUGGAGAGAGCUCAACACCCAGUGCAAGAGCACCUCACUCAGGGUGAACUCAGGGCUUCAGCCACAGGAAGAGUACUGCUUCCGGGUCAGAGCUUAUAACGCUGUGGGGGUCAGCGAACCGAGUCAAGAGUCGCAGCCAAUCAGGAUGGACAUCCCAGGACAGCCCAAUGAAGAGACACCAGUGGAAUAUGUAAAUGUGACAAUCAACACUGAGCAUAAAGUUUCUGACCACUAUAUUGUUCAGGAAAAACUCGGAGUAGGGAAGUUUGGGCAGGUGUUUCGGAUGACUCACAAGGAGACGGGUCGUGUAUGCGCUGGAAAGUUCUAUAAGGGACGGCGAGCAAAGGAGAGAGAAGCGGCGAGGAAAGAAAUAGAGCUAAUGAAUUUCUUACACCACCCUAAAUUGGUGCAGUGUCUCGCCGCAUAUGACAACAAACCUGAGAUUGUUAUGGUGAUGGAGUAUGUUGCUGGCGGUGAGCUGUUUGAGCGUAUUGUAGAUGACAGUUUUGAACACACCGAGGCUUCCAGUGUGGGCUACAUACGCCAGAUUCUGGAGGGCAUUCAGUACAUGCACCAGCAGAACAUCAUCCACCUGGACCUCAAACCUGAAAACAUCGUCUGUGUGGACAGAACAGGCGGUCAAAUCAAAAUCAUUGACUUUGGACUUGCUAGCAAGCUGGACCCCUCCACGCCUCUGAAGGUGAUGCAUGGCACUCCAGAAUUUGUUGCUCCAGAAGUCAUCAACUUUGAGCCAGUCACUCUGGCCACUGAUAUGUGGAGCAUCGGGGUCAUAUGCUACAUCCUGCUGAGUGGUGAAUCUCCAUUCCAAGGGGAAAGUGACUCAGAGACUCUGUCUCUCGUAACAGCAGCACAGUGGGAGUUUGAUGAGGAGAGCUUUGAAGAGAUCACUGACCUGGCAAAGGAUUUCAUUAGCUCUCUGCUCAGCAAAGAUAUCAGACGAAGAAUGUCAUGUGAAGAUGCCUUGGCUCAUGCCUGGAUGGCAUUUGUGAGUGUAGACAACACCAGUAGCAUCACCAAAAACCUCUCCAAAGACAAGAUGAAGAAAUUCCUGACAAGGCAAAAGUGGAAGAAAACAGGCAAAGCUCUGCUGGCUCUGAAGAGGAUGGCUAUAUUGUCUAAACCAGAGGGUGCUGCGUGCCUGAGCCCUGUAGAUGAGACAGAGCAGGCACUGCAUUCUUUGGAGCUGAAACUUCAGUGUAAACCGGAGUUCAGUAAGACUCCAUUUGACCUGACUGUCCCACAGGGCUCCAGCGCCAAACUCUCCUGCCUCAUCGCAGGUUACCCUGACCCUGAGGUGGUGUGGUUAAGACAGGGUGAGCUGUUGGAGUUGCAGGACAGGUGUGUAACAGUGGAUUAUGAGGAGAAUGGCAGCUGUACUCUCACCCUUGAGAAUGUCUCUCUGCACCACAGUGGCCUGUAUUCCUGCAGAGCCACCAAUGUACAUGGGGAGGCGCAGUGCUCUGCUACUCUUACAGUAGUAGAGAAAGACAGCUUAUAGGUUCUUAAUGGCACAUUAAUGAUUACAGAUUUACUAUGCAUUGAAAUGUGUUUAUACAUAUCACAAACACACACAAAACACAUUUUGUUUACACACACCAGAUAGAUUCAAAUAUAUUGAUGGAAUGAAUGUACAUGCUGAUAUAAAUGUGGAUUCAGUGUUAAAACUGUAAUAAAAAAAUCUGAUGUUAUUGUCAUUAUU